Molecule: messenger RNA, 8120 nt
Organism: Lepidothrix coronata (blue-crowned manakin)
Lineage: Eukaryota; Metazoa; Chordata; Aves; Passeriformes; Pipridae
Gene: SGIP1
Product: SH3 domain GRB2 like endophilin interacting protein 1
Exons: 25
Coding region: 305-2716 (803 amino acids)
Biological process (GO): clathrin coat assembly; clathrin-dependent endocytosis
Cellular component (GO): clathrin-coated vesicle; plasma membrane; clathrin-coated pit
Source: RefSeq, a predicted model, not a curated record
CAUGUGAGGAGGUGCGGGGCGGGAGGCAUCGGCUGCGCCGGAGCCGAGCCCGGCUCGUCCUCCCUUUCUCUCAGCAUCCUCCGUGAUGCGAUCCUGGAGGUGAUACAGGCACAGCAGCAUCCAUGGCCUGCCCUUAGCGCCAGCAUUCCUGCUUUAUCCCCCGUGAUAUUCUGGCAGCGAACCGAGCCCGGCGUCGGAGGCGUUUGGUUGGCGAAGGGCUGACGUUGAGUGGCUUGUAACCGGGAUCGUAUUCUCCUGUAUUUUUUCAGGCUCCUUGGAAAUUGAGGAAUGCAAUUCUGCCACCAUGAUGGAAGGAUUGAAAAAACGUACCAGGAAGGCCUUUGGUAUACGGAAGAAAGAAAAGGACACUGAUUCCACGGGUUCACCGGACAGGGAUGGCAUCAAGAAGACAAAUGGAGCCCCGAAUGGAUUUUACGCGGAGAUUGACUGGGACAGAUACAACUCACCUGAGCUUGAUGAGGAGGGAUACAGCAUCCGACCUGAGGAACCAGGCUCUACCAAAGGAAAGCACUUCUACUCCUCGAGUGAAUCCGAGGAGGAAGAGGAGGCACACAAGAAGUUCAACAUCAAGAUCAAGCCCCUGCAGGCCAAGGAUGUCCUGAGGAGUGCGGCCACUGUGGAUGAGCUGAAGGCCUCCAUAGGCAACAUUGCACUUUCUCCAUCCCCUGUGAGGAAAAGUCCGCGGCGCAGCCCGGGGACAAUUAAAAGGAAUUUAUCCAGUGAGGAGAUCACACGGCCCCGGCGCUCCACACCAACACCAGACCCUGCCAGCAAGAAAACAGGGGAGGAUCCUGCUGCACUGGCUCCACUCUUCGGGCCCCCCUUGGAGUCGGCGUUCGAGGAGCAGAAACUGGACGCUGCUCUAGAUCAGCCUGAGAUCUGGGGUUCAGUCCAGCCCGUCAACACAAGUGUAGAGUCCCCAAAACUUCCAAGACCUUUUCCAACUGGAACUCCUCCACCGCUCCCACCGAAGAACAUCCCGGCCACGCCGCCGCGCACCGGCUCCCCCCUGCCUGUGGGAAUAGGAGGGGACCAGGCAGCAGCAGAGCCCAAAAGGGACAAACUCCCGUCCAUCAAUGACUUGGACAGCAUUUUUGGCCCUGUGCCGUCCCCCAAAUCUGCUGCUGCAAACGCAGAAGACAAGUGGGUCAAUUUUUCUGAUCAAUCCCCGGAAAACGCGGCUCCAGAGUUGACGCCCCGGGAAAAAGCGGGAUCCCCGCCGGCGGCAGCGGCCGGUCCAGCCAAUGCUCCCGCGGCGGAGCCCUCCCGCCCGCUGCCCUCGCCGCUGCACCUGGAGGAGGUUCACAAGAAGGUUUCUGAGCACCUGAAGGAUGAGAACGUGGAGCCGGUGGCCUCUCCCAAAGAUUUUGGGCCGGGACAGAGAGCGACCCCGCCGCCCCCUCCGCCGCCCACCUACCGCACGGUGGUCUCGUCCCCCGGACCGGGCGCCAGCGCGGGCAGCACCAGCGGUUCCUCGUCGCCGGCUCGCCCUGGAACGCCACUGGCCACCUGUGGCACCCCCCCGCCACCGCCCCCCCGGCCCCCCUCCCGGCCCAAGCUGCCCCCCGGCAAGCCCCCCAUCGCUGACGUGUCCAGGCCUUUUAGCCCUCCUAUCCACUCAUCCAGCCCUCCUCCGAUAGCACCUUUAGCCCGUGCUGAAAGUACUUCUUCCAUAUCUUCCACCAAUUCCCUGAGUGCAGCCACCACUCCCACCGUUGAGGAUGAUGCUUUUAUUGACAAACUGCCCGCGUUUGAAAGGCGCAGUGAAAUGCCGGCAGAGAAUGAACAGCCUUCCCUCGUUUGGUUUGACAGAGGAAAGUUUUAUUUGACUUUCGAAGGGUCAUCACGGGGGCCCAGCCCCCUCACCAUGGGGGCACAGGACACCCUGCCUGUCGCUGCCGCCUUCACAGAAACAGUCAAUGCGUAUUUCAAAGGGGCCGACCCCAACAAGUGUAUCGUGAAGAUUACGGGGGAGAUGGUGCUGUCAUUUCCAGCAGGCAUCACCCGACACUUUGCCAACAAUCCCACUCCGGCGGUGCUCACCUUCCGUGUGCUGAACUACAACAGGCUGGAGCAUGUCCUGCCAAACCCCCAGCUCCUCUGCUGUGACAGCGUGCAGAGUGACACCAACUCGAAGGAGUUCUGGGUCAACAUGCCAAAUCUGAUGACUCACCUAAAGAAGGUAUCGGAACAGAAACCGCAAGCCACCUAUUACAAUGUGGAUAUGCUCAAAUACCAGGUAUCUGCCCAGGGUAUUCAGUCUACUCCAUUAAACCUUGCAGUGAGCUGGCGGUGUGACCCUGCAAGCACUGAUCUCCGCAUCGACUACAAAUACAAUACAGAGGCAAUGACCACACCGGUAGCUCUAAACAAUGUCCAGUUCCUCGUCCCCGUCGAUGGAGGAGUAACCAAACUUCAAGCUGUGCUUCCUCCUGCUGUCUGGAAUGCUGAACAGCAAAGGAUAUUGUGGAAGAUCCCUGAUAUCUCUCAGAAGUCAGAAAAUGGAGGUGUGGGGUCUCUGCUGGCCCGGUUCCAGCUGUCAGAGGGGCCGAGCAGCCCGGCCCCGCUGGCCGUGCAGUUCACCAGCGAGGGCAGCACCCUGUCCAGCUGCGACAUUGAGCUCGUGGGCGCCGGGUACCGCUUCUCCCUCAUCAAGAAAAGGUUUGCAGCAGGUAAAUACUUGGCUGAUAACUGAUGGAAGCUUAUGCAAGUCUGUGGAAAAUACUAUGGAAAAUACCCAAGGACUGCUGUGUGUGGAACGGGUUUUAACUACAGUUUAAGGAAAAUGAACUAAAUCCUGCACUUGGGACAUUUCUGUUGGAAGUGUCGACAACUUUCAGCAUUUUUUUUCCUUGGAAAACACCGUCUUGACCAGUCCUACAGUAUUUACUUCUAGAUGUAACAUUGUUAAUGGUUUUAAAAUGUAAUUAUUGUAUUUGUAAAUUGUACUCAUUCCAGUAAGGCUGUAUUUUGGCAGUUAGACACUUGAGUUUUAGCAUUUUACCAUUCAUGAAAUGGAUGUAAUUUAAACUGUGGUAUAUAAAUCUAAUAGUAGUACUGUUGAAUGGCACAAUGCUUACAGAGGUAGAUUACAUUUUGUCAAUAUAUACAAUUUAAAUACAAUACUGGUAGCUGUUAUGAAGGGGGUGCCUCAUCAAAAGAGAGUUCAGUAGAGCCCACAUGCUGAUUUACUUUCCCUUCAGUUUUAGUACAUCUCACAGCGAUGAAUAAAAGCUUAAUCUUCAGGUUUAGCUGGUUUAACUCCAGAGAAAUAUCGCUGUAAAGGUGGAGGUUCCUAGCACAGUCUCCCAGGAAAAAAAUCUACAAGGAGUAUUUACUCCAAAUUCCCAACCUGCCCUGUGUUCUCUUACAGCUGCAGAUUCCCUGUCAGGAGUCCCGGCAGCAUGUAGGUGACCAACGUUUCUCUUUACCCCAUGUCCAUAUAUUUUGCAGGGAUUCAGAUAAGGAAAUAAGCAGCAAAGAGACUGGGUGGUAAAUCUGAGCUCACAGCGCUGUCAGGAAAUGUUCCUGCUGUUUUUAAGGAUGCGUUUUCUGAGCUGCCUCCAGAUUUUUGGUUGCAUUUUUACGUUCCUUUGCUCGCUUUUCUGCCUUUCCCCCCAUUUUUGAAAGCCCUAUGGGUUUAGAAAAUGUUUUAAAGACAUGCAGCCCCCCGAGGCCUUUCCAUUUUACCACUAAUCAGGAAAGUGUGUAUGGACUGGGAAACAACUCCCUGGGGAGCUGCCAAGAUACAGUGGGGCAAGAGCCAGCCUUGCUGGCACUGGGAGCAGCUCUCUCCUGGAGAUGGGAAAAUACAUGAAAGUGCUAAACGGGAGGCUGGGGAUCAAAAAAUUAUCCCUCUGUGUUUUUCCUGGGAGCUGGUGUCCUGCGGCUCAUCCCUGUGCAGCGUUUGGGAUCUUGUUGACAUUGGUCUCAUCCUACUUCUGGCAACAUGGUGAUAGCAUUGGUGGCAUUAAUGGCACAGCAUCUGCUGAGAUGUGGAGCUUGUUUAAUGGGAGAAUUUGGCAAUAUUGGGAAAGAAAAGAAGGGCUCUUUACAAAAUUAAACACAGUUGCAGUUCAGAUGCACAGAGAAGCUCAGGAGCAUCCACUGAACUGGGUGCUGGAGACUUCGGGAAUGUGUAAGAUGACAAAUAGUUCUGAUUUUACAGUCACAAAUGUUGCCAGGAUUAGGCUUGUGUAUUUGCAUAGGAAAACUUAGACUAAGCAUGUUAGGAUGUGCUUGAUUAUUGAGCAGUUUGGAUUGAUGUAGAAAAACAGAGAGCGGUGCCCAUCUGAAAAAAAAAUAAGGAAAUUUGGAGAUAUUUCAGGUCUGAGGUGACUCCCAGGCUGUGAUUUGUAAGAUUGAGGGGUGAGCUGUGUGUGUGCAUUCACAAAAGGCAGCAACAGGGAAGAUAAAGCACAAUUUGGUUCUGCAACUUCCCACAUCUUGGCAGAUUUUGGAAGUACACUCAGCAGUGCUCCUGGAUGGAGUGUCCCACUCCAUUAAUGAUUUUCCCCCUGAACUGGAAAUAUGUAUAAAGUGUGUAACCCACCCCUUUCUGACACAGGAAUACAGGGCAAACCCUAAGAAUCACAUCACUUCAUGCUGUGUACAACUUACAAAGUCAUUCUUCCAAAAGAGAUCUAUGGGAUAGGCCCAAAAAUAAGGGCUUUAUUGUGUAAAUAUUCCCAGAACAUAGAGAUUUUACUUUAUAUUUCAUUUGAGAGACAAGGUGUUUACAUAGCAUUGGGUUUUUGAAUGCUUUUUAAACAAAAAAACCCAUAACCCAAAGCUUCCAAGCUCGUCCCAUUUGUGCUGUGGCACAAAAUGGAGUCACUUUUUUGGGAUGCAGCUCCUGUGGCCUAGGUAGAGAGAUGGGACAGUUCUGUGCACUUUCUGGGGUGAAUUGGCUGGCAGGGCUGUGUCCAAUGUGCCAUCACACUUCCAGCCCCACAGGGAUAUGGUUUCCCCUCCAGCCAUGGGCAGGUGACACCAAACCCACAACACCGGGACCAAAACCAGCAGUUUGGGACAGAGGACAGGUUCCUUCCAUACUGCUUUGGCCAGUUUUUUUUCAUAGUGUUUUAGCAGAGUGCCACAGGGAUGCUGGUUUUGCUGGGCGUUUGUCUUCUUGCACGUACGAAUGUGGCACCCCGGUGUUACCCAAUGCAGGGAACACAACUGUUGUUGUUCCCGAGUCCAAAGUGCAGGAGCCUGGUCUUCCUGCCUGGCUUUGAGAAGGUCUCAGCAGAAAAGGUUAUGGGCAGCAGCUUAGGUUGGUCUGAGUGUUUAAUGUAGAGCAUCAAAUAGGAGCAUGUAUAGGAAUGUAUAUCCCUCACAGCCAAGAAUUACUUCCCAAUAUCCCAUCUAACCCUACCCUCUGACAGUGGGAAGCCAUUCCCCCUUGUCCUAUCACUCCAAGCCCUUGCCCCAAGUCCCCUUCCAGUGCCCCUUUAGGCACUGGAAGGGCUCUAAGAUCUCCCUGGAGCCUUUUCUUCUCCAGGAUGAAUACCCCCAGCUUUCUCAGCCUGUCUCCAGAGCAGAGGGGCUCCAGCCCUGGGAGCACUCCUAGCGGGAAGCACCACUGCUCUGUUUCCCAGCAUGUGGUCCAGCAGGUCUUUUGCCAAGUCAGACUGAGGCUGGAAAGGGGGCUCAGCCCUCUGGCACUGCCCAGCUCUAGCACUCCUGAGCUCAGCAGCACUCUGAUCUAUCUGAGUGAAAAAAAGGACAAAUAAAGGAGGCAUUAAAUAAAAAUAUAUGGAUGCAUGCAUAGAAAGGCUUUAGCUCAGUUACUCCCAUGGACCCUUCCCUUUAGACUGUGUCUCAGCAACCUCUCCCAGAGGAAUUUUCCCCUGGGAAUUUCAGCAGCCCACACCUGCAGAGUCAAAGUUCCUCUGAUGGAGCAGGAGGGUUUUCCCCCACAGACACCCGAAGACUUGGGGUUUUAGAUGUCAAGAGCAGGAAGUAAAUUUUUUUGGUAAUUUUUCUCCUGUUUGUCGUAAGCAGUCAGGAUUCUCAGUCACCUUAUGGUGCUCCUCACAGGAGACCUUUCAGACCAAUUUUCUACUUUAACAGUAUUUCUUAAUAACUAUGAAAUCACUCACUAGUAUGAAAUACUACCAAAUAAUGAGCUUUUCAUUUGGUGCCUCUUAAAUAUCGCUCUCCUGUUCAAUAAUUCUUAUUUUUGCUGUCAUUCAGGAUUUCAUUUAAAUUACUUUGCCUUUGAUCUGCCCUUUCAGGUUUUAUCUAUUAAAGGUUUUUAAAACAUAGAUGGGAAAAAACUAGAAAUUUCUGUUGGAAUGUCAUCCUGUUUUAGCCAGGCAGGAAGGGGAUGGAGAGGGAAGGCUGCAGCCACCCAAGAUUCCUCCAGCACAAGUAUCACAUAAAGAGUUACCACUUCCCUUUCUCCCAGCAGAGGCAUUUUAAAAGACUGGAGUGCACUGAGAAGAUUUUUAAAAGACUUAAGAAGGAAUCAAACAUCUUUUACUAAAAACAUUCAGACCUCAUCCUUGGCUACCAAUCUCUGUCAGCAACUGUUUCCAGGCCCACUGGGCACCUGGGGCAGUUUUGGGUCACAGCGGAAUCCUGCUCCAUUCCACCUUUUUUUUUGACAUACAGCCCAUGGAUCUGUUACCCAAACACCCAACAUCUUAAAAAAACCUCACAUCCAUACACUAAGUAUGGAGUGGUUUUUCCCCUACUCUUCUGUUGCUUCUAUGUGAAAACAUCUCGGUUAAAACACUUAAUUUUGAAGCUUGACAUAUUUUAUAUGUAACAUCAUGUCAUACUUUCCUGAUAAGAAAUUACUGCCUCAAAGAUUUCAUUUCAUAGCCAGAAUUCUUCUGUUCUUUUUUUUCUCACCAUUUCCCAAGGAAAGUAAUCCUUGCAGAGCUGGGGAGGUUUUAUGAUAAUCAGGAUUUUAGUUCUUAUUUCAAUCAGGAUUUUAAUUCUUAUUUCACUGCAAGGCUAGGAAAAUAUUUGCAGGAAUACACCCUGCUCCUGCCUUCCCUUUCCCUUUAGGAGGGAUGAUGCUGCUGGCAAUGGUUCUUGAAACCAUGAGCGUUAAAGUGGUGAUGCUCUUCCAAGGUUUUCAGACAAGCAGGACUCUGCAACAGGCCAUGCAAGAUGUGGUGAAACACAACAGGUUUUAGUGAGGCAUUUGGAAUAUCUUGUUCCUCCAUUAGAAAUCCCACUCUUUCUGGGUACAGCCGUCCUGCUGUCAGGUUUCUCAUCCACACAGGGAUGGGCUUUUCCACUCCAAAAUGCUUUAAGGUUGAUGAAAUCACCUGGUUGCUUGGAUUAUAUAAAACAUGUGGAGAUGUUCGUUGUGGUGAGCGAGGAAUCCCAUUGGGAUGUGUUGUGAAGCUCCUCUCCUGCAGCCAGGGCUGGUGGGUGGAGGGGAUGGAAUGCAGGAGAACCUCACCAGGACACCCCAGCAGUGAAUCAGAUUUCCCCAGGUAUCACCCUGUAUCAUUUUAUUAACUCCCUCAUGUAUAAAAUGUUUAUAAAUAUUUGUGGAUUAAGAUACACAGGUCUAUUUUUAAGAUUUAAGUUAAAUAAGUUAAUGAAUGGCUGGCCUUUUUUGCCUAAACGUGCAAUGAGAUAUAUUAUACCUUUAGUCUAUGAUGGCCUAGGUACUGCUUAGUCUGUGAUGAAAACUUUGCUGCUUUCCUACUGUUCUCAGAGAAAAAAAAAAACUGUAAAAGACGUACAGGUUUGUUGCACAGGGACUACUGCAGCGAAGCUUUGUAUUUGACCACUGGUAAUAUGAAUGUGUUGUAUUGACUUGUUGAAGAUAAUCAUGAAACAACAUAUUUUAAAUGUUACUUGCCUUAUAGAUUAGAGUACAACUAUGUGGAUAUCAUUUUUGUAAAUACUGUUUUUUAUAAAUGUCUCUCCUCCAUUCUCCCUGUCACCCAUUUCACCGAAUCUCGAAUAUGCAAUUAUUUACCACGCAUAACGUUGCGACAGAUAAAUCCCCAUGUCAGAACAAAGUUUAUUAAUUCUAUACAUAAGAUCCACAUUAAAUACCCAAUUGAGUUGCAAUUUAAAUGUGAUUAUUAUUUUUUCCUUGAAAAUAAACAAAACCAGUAAAACAA